This is a messenger RNA of Bipolaris maydis ATCC 48331, 1423 nucleotides long. RefSeq lists its product as uncharacterized. Lineage: Eukaryota; Fungi; Ascomycota; Dothideomycetes; Pleosporales; Pleosporaceae. The record is from RefSeq and is a predicted model, not a curated record.
GCUGUCGCCGGUUUGCCGUUCACACCUGCCACUCUUUUGCCCUGACGGCUGCCACCACUACCACCACCGCCGCCAUUCACCGUGCCGUCACCCACCAUUGUUCGCUCUCUUGCACUUACUUGGUCUUCUCUUGGCCCCUUGCCAGCCCUUCUCUUGCGCCCUCGUUGUCUUUCGUCAGCCCCGCCCUUAUUUACUAAUAUCCCCCCACUUCAACAUGAAGCUGUCCACUCUGCUGUUUCUCGUGCCUUUGGCUAGUGCACGGGUUAUUCGGCAGGCACACCAAGUACCCAUUGUCGACAAGGCCACAGGCGACACAGCCAGCGUCGAGGAUAAAACCACGCACGCUUCGCCCACGAUUGGCCUUCACUUUACAACGUCACAUGCCGUGGCCGCCGCUCAUUACCAAAAUGGAACAACCAGGGAUCUUGUCAGGAUGCAAGGAGACGCCGACUAUCAAGAUCUGAUGCGGCGGUGGAUGUCCUCUGGCUCCGGCUACACUGGACCACUCGAACCCAGCGAUGAAAUGGUCUUGUCCGGCUUCAUGAUCCGACUUCACCGAGCCAUCGAGACGGAGCUGGAUGAUUCCGUACAACAAGCCGCAUUAGCCCUAUCCCCCCAGGCUCCCAGGCUUCAACGGAAAUUCCAGAAAGCCAUGGUAGCUGCAGGACUUGCUUCGUCCGACGACAGCGCCGUACUCUACGAAGAAGCAAUGGCCACCCACGCCGCUCUCAAGCCUGCAUCCUCAUGCACCACACAAUCGAAAUCAGAACAUCUGCAACAUGUUCUCUUCCUCGCCUUCGACGACGGCGCCUUCAGCGCAAGCAUGCACGAAUACACCUGCAGAGACUACGCAUCACAAGGACACAUAAUCAACCGCAGCAUACGCUCUGAUCUCGGCUGGUGGCAUCUCCCCAUGUACGACGCGCCACGAGCAAAAUUCUGGUCCCAGGUGAAGCAAAGCAUCGCACUUAUUCUAAGCCCGCAGGGCAAGGCGCCAGGUAGAAUCGUUCUCCUAGGCAGUCACGGUGCAGACGCCGAAUUCAAGAGCAGAGUCGAGGAGGCUCUUUGGGACGAGCUGGAAAUGGACGUUAGUGGCAUGUUAAGUGUUAAUGAGCGAGGGGACAGCGAAUGGCUGGCUGCAAGGGGUGCAGCAGAACUAGCAUCGAGGCAUGGUGAAAAGAAAUACGCUGCAUGAAGCUAAUUAGGAAACCCCUCUCACCGUUCUUGGGGAAAGAAAGGAACAGAAAAAAAAGAGAUACCCAUGAUAAUUUUGUCUAGUUCUAAAAAAAAGGAAAGAAAGCAUAAUGAACAUUGCAGCAAAUAAAAAUAAUACUAGAUCCAAAGGACAUACCACCCACGAAAUGUAUACCAAAAUAAUAUGAAGCAAAUACCAAACAACAUAGUAACACUUAUGCAAACGACC